CUAUGAACAUCAGGAGAAUUGCUGGAAUCUGAGAAGAGACUUCUAAACAAAGGCCUAAAGUCAAAAAAUCUGCUUUCCUUCCUAAGAUUCAAAGAGAAAAAUAGGAGAUUUGACUGCAGACAACAGAGUUACAGGAAAUUUAAGGGUUCGAACACUAAACUUUUCCAACCGAAGAAAUCUUUGGAGAGUCAGAUUCAGCAGAUGAGGGAAGAAAGUUUGUACACAAAAUUGUUGCCUCAACUGAAUUUAACAGAACUCAAGGCAGAGGAUGCUCUAUUUAGCCCAAUAUUGAUCUCAUCUAGGAAAGGAAUUAAGGAUCAGAAGAGAACGGAAGGUUCAAAACCUGAGUUCUCUCAGGAGCCACUCCCUACAACCAGAGGUUUUGAACAGUCUUUAAUGUUUGAAAGGAGGCCCCAUAAAAAACAUUCGCUUAUGAAGAAGAUCAGAAGAAGUUUAAUGCAGCAGAAAUUGGACCAAGACUCAAAAGAAAAGCAAAAUGAGGAAAUGCUCAAACAUUUCAUGACCAUCUCAAUUACCGGGAAAGAAGAGCUACGCAACUCAAGCUUGGACAGCAAGGAGGAGAACAAAUCACGAUCGUUCCUGAAGAAGAGUACUAUGUCUACCCUAGUAAAUAAACCUGUCGUUUUGCCUGAUAAAUUGGUCAAGCGUUUUGUUAAAGGACGGAAUAAGAAAAUUGAAAAGAACUAAGCUCAACACUAGAAGGACUGAUAAAAAUAAUGACCUCCGUUGUGUCUGAGAUGCUCGACUCGAAAGAAUGAACACAGUAAUCG
Molecule: messenger RNA, 791 nt
Organism: Moneuplotes crassus
Lineage: Eukaryota; Ciliophora; Spirotrichea; Euplotida; Euplotidae
Source: the annotation of a GenBank genome assembly